UCUAGAUGGUCACGUCUGACGACACUGAGGCGGAAGCCGGAAGAAAAACAACAACCAGUUUGUUUCUUCUUCUUUUUUUAAAAGAGCACUACUAUAUACAAUGGACGUGGUGGAGACCAAACUCCCAGGGUCCCCUGGGCCCAAAGGUAUACAUGGGGACCAAGUAACGCAGACCCUGAGGGGGGUGAAGCAGGAGGACUGUGGGCCCCUAACAACACCCCUAACAAUGUACAUGAGUUUUGCCCAUGUGAAAACAGAAGAAGAGGAGGAAGAGAUAUGGGGUGUGGCUCACCCAAGUACAGGGUUCUUCAACGUCAAGAAGGAGGAAGAGGAAGAAGCCAUAAUAUAUCCUACACAGCCUAAUGACAACCCAAGCCCCACUUCUGACAUUACCAGCCACAGUUCUGACGACUCCAGCCCUGACAAUGGCCCUAGAGCCACCCCUGACAAGAACAACCCCCGCCAUAACAAUGACCCCAGGUCUGGCCCUGUCAGUGGAGGGGCAUCGGACAAGGACCCUGCAUCCAGAGAGGAAGAUGAGGAGAGGAGCCCCCAGAUCUCAGCAAACCCAGGGACUAAGCCCAACAAGACCAAAGGCGGUCAUCAGAGGCCGUUCCCCUGCUCUAGGUGUGGGAAGCGUUUAUCCACUACUGUUAGCUUAGACAAACACCAAGUCAUCCACACCCGACUGAGACCGUACCCCUGCUCCGUACCGGCCUGCGCCAAGAGGUUCUGCUCACCAGCCGAGCUGAAGAGACACACACUCACACACACAGGAGAGAGACCCUUCCCCUGUCCAGACUGUGACAAGAGCUUCACCAUACUGGCUGCUUUAAAGACCCACCAGAGAACACACACAGGAGAGAGACCUUACGUCUGUGAGGUGUGUGGGAAGGGCUUCGCCCAAACGGGGAACCUGAAAUCCCACGAGCGCAGGCACACCGGAGAGAGACCGUUCUCCUGCUCCUUCUGUGGGAAGACCUUUGUAGAGUCUGGCCAUCUGAAGAAGCACCAGCGUAUCCAUACAGGAGAGAAGCCGUACCACUGCAGCAGCUGCCCCAUGAAGUUCCCUUCCUCCAGCGAGCUCAGGGUCCAUGAGAAGAUCCACAGCCAGGAGAAACCUCACAGCUGUUCCUACUGUGACAAGGCAUUUAAACAGCUGUCCAACCUCAAGCUCCACCAGAGAAUACACUCUGACCAGAAGCCUUACGCCUGCUCCUACUGCGACAAGACCUUCCGUGCUCAGGGGACCUUAAAGGUGCACCUGAGGACUCACACAGGAGAGAGGCCUUACCCCUGCUCCGACUGUGACAAGCGGUUCAUCACGUCCUCAGAGUUGAAGGUGCACCAGAGGAUUCACACGGGAGAGAAGCCCUUCUACUGCUACGACUGUGGGAAGAGUUACUAUCAGCUGAAGCAGCUGAAGGAACAUAUGAAGUUCAACCCGGACCACAGCACCACACGUAGCGGACUCAGUAACAUAGAGGACGAGGACAAGCUCUACUCUACGUCACGUGAUGAUGUAACGAUGUCUUGAUUUUUGUUUUGUUUUUUUGACUAGUAACAGACAUUACAUUUUUUUAUUUUUUUAUUUUAUUUAACUAGGCAAGUCAGUUAAGAACAAAUUCUUAUUUAUAAUGACGACCCACCCCGGCCAAACCUGGACGACGCUUGGACGACGCUGGGCCAAUUGUGCGCCGCACUAUGGGACUCCCAGUCACGGCCGGAUGUGAUACAGCCUGGAUUCAAACCAGGGACUGUAGUGACGCCUCUUGCACUGAAAUGCAGUGCCUUAGACCGCUGUGCCACUCAGAAGCCCCCUCAAAUAUAUAUAUAUGAUAAAUAUAUAUAUAUAUAUAUAUAUAUAUAUAUAUAUAUAUAUUUAUCAUCCUCGGGGAUGCCACAUCAUUGGAAAGAGAGAUAGAACAUUACUUUGCUAGCACUCUACUCGUUCCGUGAUGACGUCACAAUGUCAACAUGUCUAUUAGAAUGUUCUGUCGUUGUACUGAGCAGACACAAGGUCAACGCUCUGUUUAAGAUGUCCACAAAAUGGUCAUUUUGAUAUAAAUGUUGUUGUUUUUAAAAAACAUUUUUUAGGUUGUUUAGAAACUGACAUUACAUUGAAAGACACAUUUUACUACGUUUCCAUUAUAGUUUUUUUGUGUGUGAAGUCAUACUGUAUAAACCAAAAAAAGAAUGAUAGCUGUUUAGUUAUUGAUACCAUUUUAUAAAUGCCGACAGAUAAUUUGUGCGUCGACAUGAUGGGAUCUUUUUGUGUCGGUCAAAUUAUUUAUGCGAGAAAUGGCGCUGGAAACGCCUUAUGUGCAAAUAUUGAUAUUAUAAUACCCAUCAUAUCGAAGUAAAUUUGGAGUCACUCACGCGAUGACGUGGUGUGUGGUCCUCCCCUACGACUCGUCGGGGAAAGCAAGCAGUUUAUUAGGCUACAGAUGAAAUACGUAGAAAUCAUGAACUUCUCAGGGUGGUGAAAGUGCACGGUGAUCUUGAUGCUCCUUUCCAAUAAAUGUCGAGGGUCUUAUUCUGGUGAUAUGAUAAUCGAUGAUUGAUUGCCUUUUGACAAAUCAAAAUAUUCUCGCUCUUAUCCAUAAUCACAUACUUUAUUGUAGACUAACCUACCCAAACUCUCUCUGUGAGCUGCUGGAUCGAGAGCACGUGCCAAAACCAGACUAGGAACAUUUGCUAUUUAACGCAACAGUUUUUGUGACAAAACUAUCCGUAGUGUUGAAAAUGCAACGGAAACACAUUGAAAAAAUGUAUUCGGUACAUGAAAUCUAAAGUGGGAAAAGUACGUUCACUACGUCAUCACGCACCGAUUUUUUUUGUUGUUGCGACAAUUCAGUUUGGCGGAAACACCACUGGUGGGAAUAUGCACAUAUUUUAUGUAUGCUAAUUCUAGAAUAUUAACAUGGAAAUCUGUCGCCAAUUGGAAUGUAAACCUAGUUUAUGAUGGGAAUUGUUUCUCUUGGACAAAUCUGUUGGCAAUCAUGUUUGUGUAAAGGUUACCGUUAAACCAUAUUUGUCAAUACAGUAUAAUUAAUCAAUGAAGAUAAGUCAUGAAACGAAACAACAUCUUUCACUUUAUCUGUUAAAGUGGUGUACCUAGUAACUACAGCCAUGUUUUGGAUGGGGGUUACACACCUCAAAACCAGUGGAGGCUGGUGGGAGGAGCUAUAGGAAGACUGGGUCAUUGGAAUGUCUGAAAUGGAACGAUAUCAAACAAUACAUAUGUAAACCACGUUUUGGCUCCAUUCCAUGUCAAUCCUUUCCAGCCAUUACAACGAGCCCGUCCUCCUAUAGAUCCUCCACUGCUCAAUAGAGUGGUUUUGCUCCGCCUCCAGUUCCAAUGCCAGAUCUGCUUUUGAAAGGCUUCAAAGCGGAUAUCAAGACGUGACAAUGUGGAAAACUGUUAUGCUACCAGACGUUAGCAUGUGCUUUGAGCUCAGCUACAAAAUAAAGACAUAAAUCAGAUGUUUUGCUACCA
Messenger RNA from Oncorhynchus kisutch (coho salmon), 3499 nucleotides. Its product is annotated as gastrula zinc finger protein XlCGF52.1. The coding region runs from base 101 to 1537 and encodes 478 amino acids. The record is from RefSeq and is a predicted model, not a curated record. Lineage: Eukaryota; Metazoa; Chordata; Actinopteri; Salmoniformes; Salmonidae. The transcript has 8 exons. Gene Ontology annotation, biological process: regulation of transcription by RNA polymerase II. Gene Ontology annotation, molecular function: RNA polymerase II cis-regulatory region sequence-specific DNA binding; DNA-binding transcription factor activity.